Gymnodraco acuticeps is the source of this 6722-nucleotide messenger RNA. RefSeq names its product interferon-induced very large GTPase 1 (gene gvin1l2). The record is from RefSeq and is a predicted model, not a curated record. NCBI's taxonomy places the organism in Eukaryota, Metazoa, Chordata, Actinopteri, Perciformes, Bathydraconidae. The transcript is spliced from 3 exons. Bases 1360 to 5952 code for a protein of 1530 amino acids. Gene Ontology annotation, molecular function: GTP binding.
CACAUUGUUGGUGAUGUGGCUGACCAGAGAAGGAAAAGUCAUUUAAAACGAAGAGGGAGGAACUCAGCUGGAUUCAUCAUGUCCGUCAAGUCUCCAAAGCUGCCGAGCAUCAAAAAGAAAAGAAGACAAAAAAAUAAAUGUUGGCAGACCAGUACAGCUUCCGCCUGUGACUGCUCAAACCUGAGGUUAAACCUGCAGGCCAGGAGGUGGGUUGUUCUUGGAUAAAGAACAACACAGGUUCAAACCCCACUGCAGUCAGCAUGUCGUUGUGUCCCUGGGCAAGACACUUCACCCCAAAAUGCUCCUGUGGGGAUUCUCCACAGUAUUGAGUAUGUAAGUCGCUUUGGAUAAAAGCGUCUAACAAGUGACAUGUAAUGUAAUGUAAUAAUUGGGUUGGAGGCAGCAAGUCUAGUAAAUGUGGGUGUUUAUGGCACUGCGGGGUAGAGUGUUGAAGGGAAACUUGUUGUUUUGUUUGCAGGUGAGCUGAAAUUCUAAGAUCAUAUGUAAUGAUUAGGUAUCUACUGUACGGGGAUAAUGUGCCUUUUUUGUUUCUAACGGAUUAAUGUUUUCUAUUAUAUAUAACAGUGUUUUUAUUUUGCAAUAGAAACAUUAAUAGAUCAAGUAUCGUUAAAAAAAUAAUCAAAGUGUCACGUAACUUGAUAAAAAUUAGUCACAGUGAAAGCUUGUGUACAGAUUAAGAAUUAAUAAGAAAUCAGUAGAUGUUUAUAUUCAAAAACAUGCAUCACACAUGAACUAAAUACUAAUAGUCAUCUUUUUUUUCACAUUUUCAAUAAUCACAAAAGCAGCUUUGAAGUAUGAAGAAUCAUCAGCGAAGUAUAAAUAAUUAAGCUUUUCUGAGUAUUUUACAAAGUUUGACUAAAACAUUUUUACCAAACUAUUACUAAAAUAAAGACUUGGAUUGGAUUUCGGUUCUGAUCAUAUUACAUUUUAUUCCACAUUUAACUGGAUAAAACCAUUUGCAAUUUUAAAAUAUAGCACAUCCAAAGGCUAAAUUAUUGAUUAUUUUGUUAACCAGAACCUCCAAAGGACAAUGCACAGGCAGAGGUUCUCAAUACCCUGGGACUAGAGGCCUUCUUGACUACACCACUGGACCCAGCGUCUCUGUUGGACAUCAGCACUUGGACUCUGGAGAAACAGGCCCCUCUUGAGCCCAAGGAUCUGCCAAAUGCCUUUCUACAACGCUUGUGGCUGUUUAGCCAAGAUGCCCGGAGUCCUUGCUGCAAACCUCUGCAUGAUGUUUUGAACAAUUCCAACAAUUCACCUGAGGAAAUUAGAAAUGGUUUUAAAGAAGAAAGCCAGUGUGCCGUCAACCCCCUUGAUCUAGUAACAGCUGUCUUUAUGUCGGCUAACACUUUUCUUCAGCAGGAGAUGACUGUGCGUAUGUUACAAUGCCAGUUUGCUGUGCCCCUGGUCCUUCCAAAUAAAGAUCCAGAAGAAGCCAGUCGCUUCCUUCUUUGGCCUUUGAGAGGUGCUGUUACUCAAUGGACGUUGCACUUUCCGGAAAAUAACAGAAAGGUCUAUGGGGGGGAUUUGGCGAGUACAUACAUGCCAGUAGUUUCUUGUGUGAGGCUUGGUCACAGUGGUGUCUCUAAGUCACAGGUGCUAAACAAUGUAAUAGGUGGACUCGGAUCUUCCUGUGACACAUUUCUCCACAGGGGGAUGGAUGGAGGACAGCUUCCCCGAAGACUCUCAAAUGGCCUGGUUGAGAUUGGAUGGUAUCUACCUACUGGUGACCCUGUCAGAGACAUUUUUCCUGUCCCUGUGGUCAUCUCUAACCUCCGUGGUGAUGCCAGUAAACAUGAAAAAUGCCUCAGCCUUCUAUGUCAAGCGUCUUCAGCCGUGGUGGUUUUCUGUGGGAAUCUUCGGGAGAAAGAAAAACAAGUUCUUGCAUCUUGCAAGUAUAUGGCACACAAGCUCAUAUUGAUUGACCUAUCAGAUGCUGAGAACAAUGACAACAGGGUCGUGAGGUUUGCUGGUCAGAACCUUGAGGAAUACAUGGAGCUUCCUGGAGGAUCAGUGGUACACGGUAGGGAUUUGAGUGAAGAGGAACUGGCUAACAUGCUGUGUGGGUCCUUGAAAAAUAUAUUACCAGAUGAAUUGAAACUUGUGACACUUGAGGCAGCAGCCAAAUUAGCAGAGGAGCUAGGCCUAAAUGUAGACGAAGGGGCAGUCUGCAAAAAGGCAAUGGCUACAGUGGAGAAAGUAUUGCAAGGUUUAGAUGAGGGAUCUGCUCAAUUUAGGGACAAACAGCUUCCAUUGCAGGGGUCUUUGUGGAGCAAACUUGCUGAAAUGGAAAAGGAGGAAAGUAAGCAAAGAAAAGAAGGAAAAGAAAUUGACGGACAACUGCAAAAAGAAAAGAAAGACAUCUUGGUAGAGUUGAGCUGCUACAAAAUGACCUCAGCAAUGAAGAUUUUCACUGGCGCGCUUUCAGCAACAGAUAAAGUGGAGAGGACCUAUUUCCUUAGUUGGAUGAAGCUGAGGCUUCGUCUUAAUCAAAUGGAAAAACAAAACAGUCCACAAGACCUAUUUACAAAGCUGAAGACAGAAAAAGGUGGCCUGCCAGAACACUGUGAUAACCUCCAAAAUGGAGUAAAUUAUGACACAGGGGACAGUGAUAGUUUCUGCACAGAUUCGACACCUGAGGAAGAUAACACUGAAGAGCAGCUCAUGAAUCAUGAAUUGCAAGAUUCUGAGCAACAGGUGGAGAUAAGCCAAGGGUUAAUACACAUUUUGCAAACAUCUGCAGAAAAAACCAUAGAGCUACAGUCACAACAGAAAGAACUUGUUGAGUCAACAAAAGAUCCAGGCAGAGAUGUUUCCUUUGAACAUCCUACAGACUCAUGUCAACAGUUUUUGGAGCCUGAUCAGUCCUCGCUUGGACUUGAGCAUUUUUUGCGUGAGAUGGGCUUAAUUUUUGAACUAACACACAUCAGUCCCGGGAGUGGGAGCCACAAUGUGUUGCGUCUCCCUAGUUUAGCUACAGACCUUCUUCUAUAUGGGAUUCCACUUGAACUGAUGGAUGGAAAUGCCUCUAACAUCCCAAUGCGCUGGCUGGCAUGUGUCUUUGCAGAGCUCAAACUCCGCCUACCUCAAAAACAGUGCAGGAUCCGAGUGCUGACAAAUCUUGGAGUACAUCAUGCUAGGAAUGCUGAGCUUCUUUCUGAAUUAUUUGGGGCAAAAUUUCCUGAAGGAAGGAAAAGAUCCACUAAAGGGUUAUACAUGGCUGCCCUGUGUCUGCCUGAUCGGCUAAGAAAGGAAAUGGAGUGUGACUUUCUGUUUUUAAUUGAUGUAGAAGGUCUCUGCUCAGUGUCUCUGGACAACAAAAUAAAUGUGCUGAUCCACGACAAUGAGAUGGCCACUGUUGCCGCAGGCUUGAGUGAUGUUAUAUUGCAGAACAUCUCUUCACACGUGGGUACUGAGUAUGAAACUUACAUCACUGUCACAGUCAAUGCUCUCCUACGCAUCAAAGAAUGUAGUUCCAUGCCCAUUUGCCAACUCCUGGCCCAGGAUGAAGGAAUACACUGCUUGUUACAAGCAUCACAGUUAAGACGUGUAUCAGAUAUGCUACAGACUGAGAGUAGGGACAGAGGAACUAGCAAUGCUGAUGACCAUUAUGCAAAGACCAAAAGCUGUAUCACCUGUGUCAAAGGGCCUUGGUGCAAUAUGUCCCUUUCUCAACCAAUUGACACACAGUAUAGUGAGACUUUGUUAAAGCUUAAGGAAAACCUGUUUGGGGCGUUGAAGAAGUGUGCAGCUAAGUCUGAAGCCACUGGUCUGCCUGAAUUAAUGAGUCGUUUGUGUGCGGUUUGGGAUGCAGUGAAAGCAGAAUCAUUCUCCACUGGUCUGCAAAAUACUGACAUAGCUUUAGCCUUCUGUUUACUGUGCACCGAGUUUUUCCAGUGGGAGCAUAGUUGCCUGGAACACAUGGAGAGCUGGCUUAAGGGGGCAACAGAGACAAUCUUCGACACAAAGGCAAAGGCUCUAGACGCUGAAAUCCAAAAUAGCCUUUUGAGAAGGCUGAAGGAUGAAGCCAGAGAGGAAGUCAAAACAGAGGUAGACAAGCUUAGAUCAAAAGCAGAUGCCUAUUUGACGAAAGACAACAUUCUCGAAAUGAACACUUUCAAGCCAAUCCUAAUGAGCAAUAUUGAUCACCUUCAGGAGGAAGUAACUGAAGAGAUGGUGCAAAGGUUGGGGACAGUCAACGAAAGCCAUUGUUCUUUGACACAGUUGGAAAGGUUUGAGAACUCACUGGAAAAAGAACAGGAAUUUAAAUUGCAUGCACUCGUAGAGAACAGCAAGUCAUCUAAAGUUCUCCUUCAAGAUACAGAACUAGAAGAGGAGUUUGAGGAUGUGUGGAGUAAGACUUUGUCCAACUUUGAAUUUAGGCCAUCAGAAAUAGAUGAUAUUACUGCAAGAGUGACCAAUGUUUUGAAACAUAAUCUAAUUUGCUGUGGUCUCCAGAAACACAUGAAAAAACUUGAAGCUAUCGGCAAAAACCAAGCAUCGGGCUUCCAAGUUAAUGAUGAGCACUUUGGAUACCGCAGCAGAUUAAAGCACAUGUUUGAAGACAACAACAGACUGCAGAGGGUAGAAGCUCAACAGGUAGCAUGCAAGGUCAUAGAAGAAUACAAUCAGUUUGUAGAAGAUAAGUCUAGUUUAGCAGCAGAUUUCUCCGACAGCUAUAUUGCAGAACUUUUGGAAAAUGUUGAAAAAGCCUUGAAAGAAAAAUCUAUGGAAAUCAGAUCAGCGUUUGAAGUGGAUCUGAAAGUUUAUCUCUGUAGCGCUGCAUGCCAAGACUUCCAACAACUACAUGACCGCUAUGCCAAGGACAGCGUGCUUUUGACAACUAUUACUGCAACCAAGAGUAAGUACAUGUUAGAUUUCAUCUACAAGUUCAGGAAGAGAGAUCAGUGCCAGAGGGUGGCUCAAGCAUUUACCUCCAUGGUUGUCAAACCUACAGUGUUAGAAUAUAUUUAUAGACCACUGGGAAUGCAAAUUGUUAAAGAUAUCCAAGAUAAAGCCCAGCAGUAUCAGUCCCCAUGUUCCUUUCAUCAAAGCUUAAUGGAAGAGCUAGUGAAGGAGGACCAUUUUGAAAGCUUCAAGGAAUAUUUGCUUAACUAUGACAAAUUCAGAGUGAGGAAGAUCCAGGAGACGGUGGUGGCUCAUCUCUCUGAAUCAUCCAACUUUGGUAUAUGGAGGCAACAGAGACUUGGGGAAAUUGUAGGGAAGAUUGCGGCAGCAGUGAGCCAAACGGCAGAAGGUGCCAGUGGAGUACUUAGUGAUACAAAGCCACUACUGGAGAGAGUUUGCCUCAUUUUAGAGAAAGAUGGAGAUGUUGAUGUCAAGGCCAGGUCCUGUUUGGACGGACCUUUCUUCAGUAUCACCACGGAAUGGGAUCGCUUUGUCACAUGUCUAAUGGAGUUACUGGCUGCAAUGAGAUUGGAACUAGCCCAGGAGUUCUCUCAAAAUGUUGAGAUCACCCAACUUCUUCAGUGCCCUAUAAUUCAGCCCCAAGAGGCCUUGUUUGAAAGAGUAAGAGGCUGUGACCAGCACUGUCCUCUCUGCAGAGCCCCCUGUGAGCUGCAAGAGGGGCAUGAGCUUCACAAGGCUCUGCUCCACAGGCCCAAAGACAUGUUGCCCCAUGACUCAGGUAUGACAGAGGGAAACCCAGGCAUGAGUAAGGACAAACAAGACCUGUCUGUAGCAUGCAGCAGCCUCCAUUCCCUCUACCCAGACUGGAGCAUCUCCCAUGGGGACCCAAACACUGAGAUGCCAUGUGCUUAUUGGAGGUAUGUGUGGGCAAGGUUCAAUGAGAACUUUGCAAAGGAAUACAAUCAGGAACCAGCAUAUAUUUCUGAUGAGUGGAAGGAGAUAACUGAGGAGGAGGCACUGGACAGUCUGAAGGAGGCCUUCUUCCAUGGACAAUGCUGAUGAUUAUGGCUACUCUGUGCUGUACGCUCUUAUCAUAUUAUGUAUGACAUUUUCCUUACCAAGUUCAGGUUUUAUUUGGUGUGUAAGUAUUGUAUACCUAUCAAGGAUGUUGAUGUUUGUAUAAUAGUGGAUAUAAAUUCAAGCAUUGACCAUUAAUUCCAAACACUGGAAAUAACUGAUGAUGUUGUUUGCAUUUUAUUUUUAUUUUUUAUCUUUUUAUCAUUUCAUUAACAAGAUAGUGUUUUGUAAAAUAUGCCUUUAAAAUAUGUUGUUAAUCACGUUAAUCCAAUACCUCCUGAUCUGACAAGACAGUGUGGAAAAUGUUUGCAAUGUAAAAUAUGUUUGAAUCAAAACAUCAAAUAUCUAGUCUCAUUAAUUUCUUACUAUAUAUCCAGCAGUGAUUUCAAGUAAUUCCUGUUCUGUACUAGAUAUAUCUUCAACUAUAGGCCUUGUGUUUUAAACACAUCAGGUUAUGACUCCAAUCUAACUUGAAAUAUAUUGCAACAUUCAAAUAAAACAUACAAAUAAGAAAAUAAGUAAAUGUAUUGAAAUAACAACACGCUGUGUAUUUCUUCUUUGCUUCAUUUGAAGUCAAACUGUGAUGGAGGAAUCCCUGUGAUUUGAGUUUAUUGGUUUUAUAUAAAAACUGACAUGCUACCUAAUGUAUUCAUAUAUUAUCUGUUUAGCUAUUCUACUUGUACAAGAUGUUUAUAUCCAAUAUGUUUAACUGCAAUAUGUACAACAGUAAAAUAAACACAUGAAUUAUUGUA